GAACGUAGGCGGGGCUGCUCCUUGGGGCAACGGAACGGAGGCGGGAGGAGAAGCCGGAAGUGGAACUUUCAGUCCAUUGUGAGCUGACUAGAAUGAAAUGGAGAAGAAAGUGAGAAGAAUCUAUCCUCUUUCUGAUCCAGACACCACCUAUUUUCUGCAAAUAGCCUGGCAGAAAGAUCUGGGCACCGGUUUCGAUGUUAUUCUCACCGAUGGCCAAUCAGCUUGGUCUGGGAAAGUGCCCAAAGAAGAGGUUUCUAAGGAGGCAACUGACAUGGAAAUGGAACAAGAUAAAUAUGUUGAAGAACUUAGAAAAGUGUUUUUAACUGAUGGAGUAUCUACAGAUACCUACAAUUUUGAUAUUUCUAAAGAAGAGACAAAUGGAGACAGCCUUCAUUUUUUCUAUGAAAAAAAAUUAAGAGAUCUAUCUUUUAGACUUGGCUCAUUGACGCUACAAAGAAUCCCAAGCCCAACUGAAGUCAUCAGCAAGCUGAUUAGCUAUUGCCUAGACUUCAUUGUAGGACUCCAUGCCAAAAAUGAGCACCUUCAAAAAGAGAAUGAGAUACUUCUAAAUGAUCUGAAUGAUGUGCAGGGCCAGUUGCAAAAAUGUGUUGAAGCUAAAGAAGAACUAGAGACUGAGCUGUAUAAAAGGUUUAUCCUGGUCCUGAAUGAAAAGAAAGCAAAGAUAAGGAACUUACAGAAAUGUUUAAAGGAGGCUGAGGAAACAGCAGUGAAAGCCACACAAGCAAGGGUUGUACCGGAAAGUAAAGCUGAAGAAGAAGAUUAUGAAGGCAGCACUGAUGAAGAAAGUGAAAAUUUGGUAGAGCCUUCCACAUCAGCACCUGUUAAACCCAGAAGAGACUCGUUACUUAGUCCAGAUAUUACUGAUAUUGCUCCAAAUAGAAAGAGAAGACAACGUGUACGAAAUACUGCAAGUACAGAACCAAAGGUGGCAUUGUAUGAGGCCCAGAAUUCACCCAAGGAAAAAGUUGAUUCUUCAAAACCAAAAUCGUCAAACAAGCAAGUAUCUUCAAAAGGAAUGGCUACACAGGCAGAAAAAAAUGGUGGCGAUCCUGAAGACCUCUUUGAUGAUGUCUGAUCAUCCAGAAGAUUAUGAUUUCACUACAAGUUAUUAAGCUACAAUUAAUUAUUUGUCUAGUCAAAGAAAGCAUUUCACUAAAGCGGGUAUUUGUACAUUAAGAUAACAUUAAACAAUGGUUUAUCUUUUUCUAAUAAAGUUGUGUUUGAUCCCCCUA
Molecule: messenger RNA, 1253 nt
Organism: Anolis sagrei ordinatus
Lineage: Eukaryota; Metazoa; Chordata; Lepidosauria; Squamata; Anolidae
Gene: XRCC4
Product: X-ray repair cross complementing 4
Biological process (GO): response to X-ray; positive regulation of ligase activity; double-strand break repair via nonhomologous end joining
Cellular component (GO): nucleus; DNA-dependent protein kinase-DNA ligase 4 complex; DNA ligase IV complex
Molecular function (GO): DNA binding
Source: RefSeq, a predicted model, not a curated record